This is a messenger RNA of Osmerus eperlanus (European smelt), 2091 nucleotides long. Its product is annotated as melatonin receptor type 1B-B-like. NCBI's taxonomy places the organism in Eukaryota, Metazoa, Chordata, Actinopteri, Osmeriformes, Osmeridae. Gene Ontology annotation, cellular component: plasma membrane. Gene Ontology annotation, biological process: G protein-coupled receptor signaling pathway. The transcript has 4 exons. The coding region runs from base 675 to 1778 and encodes 367 amino acids. Gene Ontology annotation, molecular function: melatonin receptor activity. The record is from RefSeq and is a predicted model, not a curated record.
UGUGUAGUUGAAACCUUCAUCCCUGCAGAGAAACGGAGAGAUGGACGACCUUACCUCCCCGGAGACUGUACGAUGGUAUUCGACUCACUGGACCGUCUGGGUCUUGAUCCCGAGCGCGAUUCUUAUGCUCGCCAAAUAAUUCGGGGUUGGCGGAACCGAACCUAAUAAAUUUGAGUUUACCGUUGUUUUCAUUCCACACUUUGGCGGAGGAAGGCGAAAGAGGACCUUAUAUCGCAUUACCUAUUACACUCGGAACUUUUCGACGAUAAAAUAUCUGAAAUGUGACUUGAGGUGAAAAGAUGCUAUAAGGUUGCCUUCAGAGACUCUAUCUGUCAGGACCGACCACUAAGGAUAUCAGUACCGUAGCAAGUGGACGGAGAAGCGCACUGUCUCCAGGUAGACCCGCCAAACAGACUUCCAUAGAACAAAACAUAGCGAGUACGUACACUUGUACUAAUGCAUCACGAUGAACUGGUUUCAUUUUGAGUGUCAACUGAAUUCAACAGCUGCAUUUAUCGGUUUUGUUGUUCCAAUGCUGCCACGGGUAUCAUCCUGCGAUCACCAACUCCAGUGCGCUCCCUGAGAGACACAAACGUGAGCACGAUGUUUCGUUUAGGGAUCACUGUUAUUGGCGGCUGUGUGGGGACUUAAGGUUCAGAUUGGUUUGGCUAGGGAUGCCUGACUCCUUCGAUAUCCUGAAGAACCGGACAGACUCAGGGUCAGGGUACGGACAGGUAGAACGUGGACUGGCGGGUGAGGAGGGAACGCGUCCGGCAUGGGCAAUAGCGGUUCUGGCGAGUGUGUUGAUCUUCACUACGGUGGUGGACGUGCUCGGCAACCUCCUCGUGAUCAUUUCGAUAUUUAGGAACCGAAAGCUGAGGAAUUCUGGUAAUGUGUUUGUGGUUAGCCUGGCGUUUGCAGACCUGGUGGUGGCUUUCUACCCAUACCCCCUGGUCCUCUAUGCACUCUUUCACGACGAAUGGUCCCUCGGUGACACGCAGUGCAUGGUGAGUGGCUUCCUCAUGGGUCUCAGCGUGAUCGGCUCCAUCUUCAACAUUACUGGCAUCGCCGUGAACCGCUACUGCUACAUCUGCCACUCUUUCUCCUACCACCGCCUAUACAGCUGCCGCAACACGCUGCUCUUCGUCGCCCUAAUCUGGCUGCUCACCGUCCUGGCCAUCCUCCCCAACCUGUUUGUGGGCUCCCUGCGCUAUGACCCCAGGGUCUACUCCUGCACUUUUGCCCAGAACGUCAGCAGCUCCUACACUGUGGCCGUGGUGGUGAUUCACUUCCUGGUCCCCAUCGCCGUGGUGACAUUCUGUUACCUACGAAUAUGGGUGCUGGUCAUCCAGGUGCGGAGAAAAGUGAAGACCAACGAGGGCCCCCGCCUUAAACCGAGUGACAUGCGGAACUUUGUCACAAUGUUUGUGGUCUUCAUUCUAUUCGCCAUCUGCUGGGCUCCACUCAACCUGAUUGGCUUGGCUGUAGCCAUAGACCCGCCUCGUCUGGCCCCUCGCAUCCCUGAGUGGCUGUUUGUGGUCAGCUACUUCAUGGCUUACUUCAACAGCUGCCUGAAUGCCAUUAUCUAUGGCCUCCUCAACAGAAACUUCCGGAACGAGUACAAGCGCAUUAUCACGUCCGUGUGGGUGUCGCGCCUGCUGUACACAGAGACGUCACGGGCCGCCACAGAUGCCGGUAGAAGCAGACCGUCCCCGGGGCCGCAGUUUAACAACAACGAGUCAUUCAAAGACCUGAAAGACAGAAGUAUGAAAUCUUAGCUUGAACGGACCCUCUGUCUGGUAACUGUGGCUGGCAUCUCCUUUAGAGAGAGUCUUUGGUAUAGCAUUAAUGUACUUAAGACACACUCCGAACUGUGACCUGAAAUGUCCAUUCUUUUGUAAUAGGCUGCCUGCCUUUGUCUUGUGGUGAUGUUAAUUUGAACUUGUGAGGCAAGGUUCUUAUGAAGGUUUACCAUAUCUAAUACCUUUAGAUGCGUGAGUUCUAAAUAUUUCCGACGGUCCCCACAGCGUAAGUAAUUUUUCCAAAACGAAAGCUAGCUAGCUUUAAUUAGCUUCCAUUACCUAGUUACAU